CAAGAAAUUACGAGGGGACAUUACUCUGAGUAAAGUGAUGACAGGGCAAGGGGCACCACUGCUGCUAUCGUGGGAAGGGAACCGCUAAGUGAAGUGUUGGUUGGCACUUUACAACUUUGGUCCAUCAACAGUGUUGUCAGCAGCGUUCACAUCACAGAGUAGGCAACAGCACUGGCGACAAGAUGGUUGCCAACUCUACUAUCAUCCCAGCAUUUCUUGUCGGCUGGAUUCAAAUCGUCGUUCCUGGCGAUUGCUUCGACGAAUUUUUUGUCAAGUUCAACUUUCUGCACGUGCCAUGUCUCAAGAUUACCAUAAGCAAAUGUCUUGGAUUCGCCAUCAUCCUUGGAUCCAGCAUUGUCAAAUUGCCGCAAGUGAUCAAGAUUUUCAAAGCCAAGAGUGGGCAAGGUAUAAGUCUAGUCAGUGUGACUUUUGAACUUAUGGCCAUCUCUGCGUCAUGGGCGUACGGUGCAGGGAACAAUUUCCCCUUCUCGUCGUACGGAGAAGCGAUUUUCCUGGCAAUACAAACAGGCAGCAUUGCAUUUAUGAUACUCUUCUUCUCUGGCAAGCAUAUGCACGCCGUGGCGUACAUGUCCAUCUUUGUGGGCAGCAUGGCCUUCCUUCUGUCUCCGGCAGCUCCAAAAGAACUUCUGGCCACUCUACAAGCUGGCAACUUAUUCAUGGUGGUGGCCAGUAAGAUGCUGCAAGCCGUGGCCAAUGUUCGUAACGGAGGCACGGGCCAGCUGUCGUUCGUGACCUUCCUCCUCCUGUCCCUGGGCGCCGUGGCCCGCGUUUUCACCUCCAUCCAGGAGACGGGCGACUCGAUGGUGGUGGCGUCCUACGUCCUCGCCUCCGUCAUGAACGGGCUCAUUCUGGGACAGAUCCUUUAUUACUGGAACGUUCCGCCUCCAGUCGUAGUAGAGGCCAAGAAAGUAAAGUAGUUCUCGGGUUAUUGCGUUUUCAAUCCCGUUUGUUGUUUGUGUGAAGGAUAAAGAGUUUUCUGGAUGUGAGACUUAGAGGAUAUUUAUAUGGUGGGGGGGGCACAGGUAACUCAAACACGUCAGGGAUAGAUAAAAAGUGCUCGGUGCAUCCAUGAUUCGGAAGGGUGAACCGACAACGAAAGACUAAAAUCAGAUGGGGCGGGGAUGAUAGAUUGAACAAGCUGUCGAUGAUUUCAAGCUUUGUGUGUUUGUGUUAUCUGUGUUCUUCUACUGUAUUUUGAGAUAAUUGUAUAGAAUAAAGAACUUUGUGGCGAGACUGAGGGUUUGUUUAACAGAAUGUUGGAAUGUUGCUAGUGUCAGUGACUGCAAAGUGUCAGGUAAACGUCUAAGACUGUUCUUAUAUUGUUUUAUUGGUUUUUAAAUGUUGGGUUGUUUGUUUUUUUAACUUUCUUUCUUCUUGAAUCGGGUUGAAGUGCUUGAAAUCUGAUGGCUGCUAAAUUGGAAACUGAAAAAAAAGAACUAAUUUUUUUCUGAUGGCAGCACACGUUGUGUAAUAGGCCUACUUUGUCUGAUGAGACAGGGAAAUAGCUUCUUGUCUUUUUCUCUAUAUUAGUGUUAGUGCGUGUUGUUUGACAAUCAAAUUACUCCAAAUAAUUAAUUGGAAGAGGGCCAAAGAAAUCGCUGUUUUUAUUCUUUUUUAAAAUCUAUCAAAUGUUCAACGAA
Messenger RNA from Aplysia californica (California sea hare), 1661 nucleotides. RefSeq names its product mannose-P-dolichol utilization defect 1 protein. Bases 183 to 938 code for a protein of 251 amino acids. Gene Ontology annotation, biological process: oligosaccharide biosynthetic process. Lineage: Eukaryota; Metazoa; Mollusca; Gastropoda; Aplysiida; Aplysiidae. The transcript has 5 exons. The record is from RefSeq and is a predicted model, not a curated record.